AUGUACCUUUCUCCAAACUCCGGCGGGCGCUCGGAUGAAGAGCCGCCACAACAGAGUAAGCGGACCGCCAGAGCUUGUGAUGCUUGUUAUAAGCGAAAGAUAAAAUGCGAUGCUGCAGUGCCCCGGUGUAAUUGGUGUAGCCACCAUGACUCGCCAUGUACGUUCGAACGCAAAGUUCGAAGAACGCGCAAGCGGGCAGUUGUUGGGAAAGAAUCUGCUGCUGUCCCAGGCUCUGAGCUUUCUGAGCGCAUCGCUAGAAUUGAGAGACUUCUUUCCGAGAAGCUUCCUCAAGAGCCUGCAUACACCCCACCGCAGCAACUGCCGUCUAUUUCUCCUGGUCUGAACCUUCCCUUUACUUCCAGUCUGGCAUCCAUGCCACAAUCGUCUGCUUCAUCCUCAGUCCCACUGCAUUUUGCUGGAAGAGAGCUGGGCGCAAUCAGCUUGUUCACAGGGAUCCCAUUUAUUCUCCCCGAGGGCCAGGAGUGGGUGCAGUCACGUACUGGCCAAAAGCUCGCUUUCGAUCAGUUCACGUCGAAUCGAGCCCCAUGGGAAAGGCAGCGAGUGCAGAACUCCAAUGCCAUGCUAAUGCACCUACAGGCACCAAAUGCCCUUGAUCUGCCGAACCGGCACCAUAUCGAAUUCAGUUUCAACGUUUACCGCACGUCUCUAAUGCAACGAGUCUUUCCGGUCGUUGACCCGGUUCUUUUCUGGACUACAAUCGACGCGGCUUACAAGGAACCGUUUUCCGGCUCUGAUGGCGCCCAUGUUAGUUCUAAAGCAAGCAUCUUCGCUUUUGCGACGUUUGUCUCGGGGCUUUGCAAACCCUGCUUUUUAGACCAAGGCACAAAUUUGCCGCGCUUCGAUGAGGAGGCUUGUGUUCUGAAAGCACGAUACCUACUAUGUCAGGUUCUGCAGGAACCUCCAACACUAGAUGGACUACAGGCUGUGGCAAUGUUGGGAAUGUUGGAACUAUUCGCAGGCAACCUGCAAUCUGCGAAUUACUAUGGUUCUAUCUCAGCUCGCAUGAUUUUCAUGCUUGGCGCCCACAUCUUCACUGACCAGCGCUCUUGGUAUCCGGAAUCAUUUACAGAUACAGAGGCGCGCAUCAAGGGACAGCUCCGUAACUUAUUCUGGCUAUGCUAUACCCUAGAACAAGACGUCUCCCUUAGGACAGGACAAGCCCAAUUGUUCUCAGAAGACAACUGCGAUCUCACUCUGCCUCCAGAUUACGUCAAUGAAAUGGAAGCCAGUCUGGAAUUCCACCACACCUCGACAGACUUCCCCCAAAACCCAAUUUUCCCAGUCGACCUCCGUCUAAGCGUCAUUAAAGCACGAGCAUACAGCGCGCUCUAUUCCUUCAAGGCUAUGAAAAAGACGGACGCUGAGAUACUCAAGGAUAUUCGUGAAUUAGAUGACGAACUAGAACGGUGGCGUCUUUCUUUGCCUGAGAAACCAGAUCCAAAUUGUAACAUGCACUCUGUCAUUCUCCGUCUGAAUUACCACCUUUGCAUGACAAUAAUCCACCAAGCGAGCAGUCGCUGCAAAUCAUGGGCGACACAAGGCUGCGUCAUGGACGGUGUGAGCUCCAGUCUCGCUCUGUCUGUUGAGGCAAGCCGCUCUACAUUACUCUACCUCGAGACAUCAGGCCACGUUCUUGUCGAUGGUGUGUUUUGGACCCUUAUUUUCUACCCCAUGUCUGCCCUCCUCGCCAUUUUCUGCAAUAUUCUCCAGAACCCGGCAGACCCGCAAGCAUCCAAGGAUUUGGCCCUGCUAAAGAGUGCAACGGGCAUGCUUGAACGGGUUUUCUUACGGCAGGCGUACUCGGUCAACGAGCUCAUGCAUGUCAAGCUGGUUGCGGAUUUUGUGAAUGAACUGUGUAGACUUGCGACUUGUGCAAUGGAUAAAGCGUGGAAGGAAAGAAUGAGCGGGGCUUGUACGCCUACGUCUUAA
Aspergillus nidulans FGSC A4 is the source of this 1950-nucleotide messenger RNA. Its product is annotated as putative C6 transcription factor. Gene Ontology annotation, cellular component: nucleus. NCBI's taxonomy places the organism in Eukaryota, Fungi, Ascomycota, Eurotiomycetes, Eurotiales, Aspergillaceae. The transcript is spliced from 7 exons. The record is from RefSeq and is a predicted model, not a curated record. Gene Ontology annotation, biological process: DNA-templated transcription; regulation of DNA-templated transcription. Gene Ontology annotation, molecular function: DNA-binding transcription factor activity; DNA-binding transcription factor activity, RNA polymerase II-specific; zinc ion binding. Bases 1 to 1950 code for a protein of 649 amino acids.